UCAACAGCGGCAAACAUGAAUUAAGAGUUAAGAAAUCCACCAGUGAAUACCAUCCAAAGUUACUAUUGAACUAAACAUCAUAUUGUGGAGUAAAUGGCGAAUACAUUACAUCUAACAGGGAAUGCGUCGGAAUUGGAUAAGUUGAUCCAAAGCUUUGAAUUUGAGAACCAGCAAUAUGUGAAACUGAUAGAAGCUGAAAAUCAACAGAUUGAUGCUUUAGAAAAAGAUUUACUGGAUAAAAAGGAUACCAUUACCAGACUGCAAGAGCAAAUAUCAAGUUUUGAUGAAGAAACAAAGAGAGCCCACAAACAAUUUACUAUUAACAGAGAAAAUGUAGAAAAUUUAAAGAAAACAGCUAUUGUACUAAAGGAGCAUGAGGAGGCCCUACAGAAGAAAAAUGUUGCCUUGCUUGAAUUAGGAGAAAGUGAGAGUAAAGAGAGAUCCCAAAUCCUUGAGCAUUACAAGAACAUAUGGAGUGAUUAUGAGGCUAAAUACAAGAGCUUUCCUCUUGCUAAGGCUUUGGACAGUCUUCAAGCAGAAAACAGGCAACUGGAGGAACAGCUGAAACAAGAGGAAGAUGAAUGUGGAAAACUACGAGAGAGACUGGCUAAUUUAAGUGACUCAAGUUACAGUGAUGUGGGGAAAUUUAAUUCAUUUGCUGUAACAAUAGCUGGAAUUAAACUUGAGACCAAAAGUGUAUUGAAAGAAUAUGAAAAGGUUGUCUUGCAUCUAUCCAAAUCACAGGAAGAAAAGCAGAGACAUCAACUGACUCUGAAGCAUACUCAAACCCAACCAAUGGCCAUGACACACACUACACAGAGUAACCAGCAGCAAAACCAGUCCAUCAGUCCUCAACAAGAAAACGCUGCUGACACAUACUCUGAUUCCAUGCUUAUAAGUGUAAUCAGAGAAAGAGAGGAUGAUGAAUCAGAUGUCCCAAUGCAAGUAAUAGACAACUCCCAAUCUACACAAGAAUGCCACAGUGGAAUAAAAACAAUCCCUUGUUCUUCUGGUCCUUCAGAACCUAGCCAACAACACAACCAGGAGGAACCAAUGGUUUGCAGCAGCUCAGGUGAAAAAACUUCAGAUGAAAAACCUAGUAGUCUGCUUAGAGGACAGGAAGUAAUGACCUGUACCAAACAGGUCCCGGUAGUCGAUGAACAGGGUGACAACAUCAAGACAGUAACUUGUCUUCCGUCCAAGCAGCCCCUCUCUCAAAGAACCAGUCCAGCAGUAUCAAAACUGGACAGAAGAGCCCCACUUCCACAAAAUAGUCCAAUGAUGCCUAAAGCAUAUUUACCUUCACUAGCAGAAAUGAGGGCAAAAGUUGCAAUACCAACUCCAAAGCCUAGUUCAAAACUUCAGACUGAGAGCAGUUCAAAGACGCAUCAGCUUCUUAUCCCAUCCAUAUCAAAACUCUCCGUAAGUCAAGCUGUUACAGUUCCAUUAAGUAACUCUGGGAAAAAAAUGUCCAACCAAUGCUCAGAACAAAUCCGGAAGCCUUUUGCCAAAACUACAACAGCUGAAAAUUUACAGGCUUCUUUUGGUCAUCAGGUUGAAGCUGCAAUCCAAUCAAAUAUACGUUCCAGUGAAAUUACCAAUAAUAAAAUGUCACUCAAAGGCACUAAAAAUUUUACUACCCAGUCUGAGAGGCCGAAGAUUUCAGCAUCUUGCAAAGAGCAAAGAAAUCCAAACUCUACCUCAACAAAAGUUAGUCAUCACGAAGUGACUGCACGUGAAACUUGUCACAGGGAGGAAAUUGAAAUGCAAGAGGUGGAACCAUCCAAGACAGUUACCACACCUCAAACACCGAUAGUCUCAGCAAACACAGGCGAUGUAAACAGUGCCAGUUCUACACCAGAAUCUUUGCAAGGAUCUACAGCAAAUAGUGGUGGAUUAAGUCCAUUUGAUAUGGCCAAACAUUCUGAGAGAAUUCAGAUGUUUCAUAAGUCCCCAGGCCUUCCACCUGGUCUCUACACUUCAAAGCCAAUGUUGACUUCUUCAGUGGUGACAAAGUCUAACUCAAAGAUUGCAAGUUCAGAGACUCCAUCGUUUGUAAUGCAAGAAACUAACGUAAAUCCAUUCAGUGUGAAUGAAUUCAACACAUAUGAUGAAGGGAGACCAAACCAUUUUUCAGGAUUCAAUGAGUUGGACCUUGGUAGCAGAGGAUUCAGCUUUCACAGCAAUACAAAUGAUUCCCCUGAAUCACGUGGUUUCACCUUUGAUGAUUCGACAACAAAAUCUGCAGAACCAAGAGGAUUUAGCUUUGGAGAUUCAUUCCAAUUUGGAGGGGAUUCUGCCAAGGGAGAUAAAUGCGAAAAUUAUUUGUCAGUGUUCGGAAGUGAAACAGGUGGUAGUCAAAUGGAAUCCAAAGAAACUAGUUUCACUUUCUCCUUUAGUGGAUUUCAGUAAUAAGAAAAUCUUGUUGUUCAUUGUUAUAAAUUGUUAAUUUGUAUUUACAGUUUUGAUUAUUUUCCAUUUUACUGCUGUUAUUAAA
This is a messenger RNA of Saccostrea echinata, 2497 nucleotides long. RefSeq lists its product as uncharacterized. The transcript is spliced from 15 exons. NCBI's taxonomy places the organism in Eukaryota, Metazoa, Mollusca, Bivalvia, Ostreida, Ostreidae. Bases 94 to 2412 code for a protein of 772 amino acids. Gene Ontology annotation, cellular component: central element. The record is from RefSeq and is a predicted model, not a curated record. Gene Ontology annotation, biological process: meiotic DNA double-strand break processing involved in reciprocal meiotic recombination; oogenesis; homologous chromosome pairing at meiosis.